AUGGCAAACCAAGGAGAACAAGAGACGCGGACUCCGGGAGAGACAGCGGAAAUGCUGAGAGACAAGGUGCUACAAAUGGAGAAGAACCUUAAAGAAAUAGGGAGGAAAAUUGAGGAGGUGAUAGAGUCAAACCCGCAAGAGGAGUCGGAGCCCCAACAGGAUGCCUCUGAACCCAUCGAAAAGGAAGAACUAGAAGAGGGAGAGCCUCAGAACAUGGAGGAGGAGGAAGUAGGGCCUAUUGACGUAGAGGCUGAGGGGGAUGAAGAACCAUUUGGGAUGUUUCCUGAAUUUGCAGAGGAGGAGAAUGAUGCUAACGAGGAAUCUGAUUAUUAUGCCCCAACCAACGAGAGAUCUUACUUCUAUGCAUUCUCACCCAUGCUAGUAUUUUCAACCUCCAUCAUGGCAUCAUAG
This is a messenger RNA of Lycium barbarum (goji berry), 411 nucleotides long. Its product is annotated as protein SQS1-like. The transcript has 2 exons. Bases 1 to 411 code for a protein of 136 amino acids. The record is from RefSeq and is a predicted model, not a curated record. NCBI's taxonomy places the organism in Eukaryota, Viridiplantae, Streptophyta, Magnoliopsida, Solanales, Solanaceae.